AUGUGCAAAUUUCCCAAGUUCUCGAGCGUGUUGAAGGUGGGCCUCGGAAGUCCCCAAACCGACUACGCGACGCAGUGGGAGGACAUGAUCACGGAGAAGGUCGGGGGUUCGGAAUAUCGCUGGUCGAUGAAUCUGCAGACCUCUCCCGAUAAAUCACGGAAACGGACCCAGUUCGUGUGGAAACGGACGCAGCAUGUUACUGUGGACGGCGUCAGUGCGUCCAAGCUGAGCAGUCGGAACUUCAAACUUUUGGAUGACUCGGGUAAUAUCGUGGCUGUUUUUACCAGCGACAGAACGUACCGGAAGUGUGGCAAACUGCAGGUCAAUGUGGACUACGGGCAGGACUUUGACACGAUGGUCUUUAUUACCUGCCUGGGUCUGUUUAUCUGUAUAUUGCUUCAUAUCGUGCGAUAUCAGGCGGUGACGGACGAUGAGCGAAGGUGUACCUAUGACAUCUGCGUCAGCACCCUAUGCACGGGACGAUGA
Messenger RNA from Aspergillus terreus NIH2624, 486 nucleotides. RefSeq lists its product as uncharacterized. The record is from RefSeq and is a predicted model, not a curated record. Bases 1 to 486 code for a protein of 161 amino acids. NCBI's taxonomy places the organism in Eukaryota, Fungi, Ascomycota, Eurotiomycetes, Eurotiales, Aspergillaceae. The transcript is spliced from 2 exons.